Molecule: messenger RNA, 867 nt
Organism: Chenopodium quinoa (quinoa)
Lineage: Eukaryota; Viridiplantae; Streptophyta; Magnoliopsida; Caryophyllales; Amaranthaceae
Exons: 1
Coding region: 1-867 (288 amino acids)
Molecular function (GO): nucleic acid binding
Source: RefSeq, a predicted model, not a curated record
AUGCAAGAAGUCAUUCACAUAGAUGAAAAAUGGUUCUACUUGAACCCUGAAACCAGAAAAUUCUACCUCCUUCCAAAAGAGGAAGAUCCAUACAGGUGCCAACAGAGUAAGAGGUUCAAGAUCAAGGCCAUAUUCAUGGCUAUGAUUGGGAAACCAAUAUAUGCAAGAGAUGGGACUCUUUUGCAUGAUGGAAAGUAUAGUAUCUUUCCAUUUGUGAUAAAACAGAUGGUAAAGAAAAAGAGCAAAAACAAAGAAGCUGAUACAUUGGAAACAAAGGCUGUACAGAAUGUCAACAAGGAUGAAAUCAGAAAAAUGCUAAUGGAGCACAUCAUACCAGCAAUACACCAACAAUGGCCAGAGACUGUCCUUAAAAAUGUGAAAAUUCAAUGGGACAAUGCAAGGCCUCAUCAAAUCCCUAAAGAUGAAGAAUUUCUUACUGCUUGUCAUGGUAAUGGUUUUAAUAUUCAAAUGGUUUAUCAACCAGCUCAGUCUCCUGACUUGAAUGUUUUAGACCUAGGGUUGUUUAAAGUCAUUCAGUCCCUACAAUAUCAAUCCUUCCCCACAACUUUGGAUGAUUUAAUCAAAGAGGUUACCAAUGCAUACAAUGCUUUUGAGGUAAAAGCAAACAAGUACAUAUGGCUCACAUUACAGUCAGUCAUGAUCAAGGUCCUUGAAAAACAGGGAGGAAACAACUUCUCACCUCUUCAUAUGAAGAAGAAGAGGCUUGAAAAGUUAGGUGUACUACCUAAACACCUACAUGUGCCUAGGCAGUUGAUACAUGAUGCAGUCAAUUAUCUAGACACAAUGUUCAUCCCAACAACAAAUGGAGCAGAAGAAGAUCUACACAUGGAAGUUGAUGCUGACUAA